CCUAUAAGGAAGAGAAAACAUCGUGCAAGAAAGAAGAAUAGAAAAUAUUCAGAAUCUGCAUAUAGUUCCACUGCUGCAAAGAAACGUAUUAGUUGGGAACCAGGUAUUGAUAUAAACACAACUGAUGUUGUUAUAGGUUCAAUCGGUUCGGCAAUCACAGUUGUUGAUUAUAGUGAAGGAAGGUAUAGAGUUGAGAGAACUAAUGUUUAUUCAAAUAUUUUAAACACUAUUGAAGUGGAAACUGAUAUGAAACGUCCUGAUUGGGCUCAAGUUCGUUGGAUUAAUGUUAAUGGAUUAUCAUGGGAGGCUAUUGCAGCUAUAGGGGAACAUUAUGAUUUGCAUAGAUUGGCUAUUGAAGAUAUGAUUGAUAUCCCACAGAGAACAAAGACAGAUAUUUAUUCGGGUCAUUUGUUUGGGGUGCUACCUUUGAUUAAAUUGGUUAGAACUAAAAAGCAUGAACCUAAAGAUUUUGAUUCUUGGUGGAAUAGAAUAUUGAAGAAAAUGGAUUUAUACAAUUAUAUGGAUGAAGAACAAGAAAAAGAUGAUGAUGAAAAAUUUAAUGAUCAACAUAAGGAACAAACGCUUGGUGAAAAAAUAUCGGAAUCCCAUGAAAUGAGAAGAUUGAAUGAAACUUUUUAUCCUGCAAAUUAUUCCAAAAGAAGAUUAAGAAUAUUGGAUGAUCAUAGACCAUUAAGUUAUAGAGACUUGUUUGUUGGUGUGGAACAAUGUUCAUUCUUUAUGUUGAAAGAGGAAAAUACUGUUAUAUCAUUUUUUGAAAGUUCAGGUGAUGAUAUUGAACAAGCUAUAUUGGGUCGUAUAUCCACAGAUGAAACUAUCCUAAGGACUUCAGGUGAUCCUUCAGUAUUACUUCAAAGUAUAAUUGAUGCUAUAGUGGAUAUUAUAUAUCCUGUCAUCACUGCAUAUCGUAAAAGAUUAAGUGAAUUUGAGGUUGACAUUUUAACAAAUCCUGAUAUUAAGCAUACUCAAUCAUUACAUUUAAUGUCUGGAGAGUUAUCCAAGUUAAGAAGAUCAUUAUUACCAACCACUGCAUUGAUUAAUUCUUUGAAGGAUCAUUCUAGUAAAAAAUCAUCAAGCAGCUCUAAAACUAAACUACAAUCAAAUGAAUUAAGUGCUUCAAAUUUCAUGAGUUCAGCUGCAGCAUUAUAUCUUGCGGAUGUCUCUGAUCACACACAAAUGUUUACAGAUGAAAUUGAAGGGAUGAUUACAAGUAUUGAAAACUUAGUUGGUUUAAUCUUCAAUACCAUCUCCACUGAAUCAAACAAUGCAAUGCAACAAUUAUCAUUAGUCACAGUUAUUUUCUUACCUUUAUCAUUUUGGACCGGAUAUUAUGGUAUGAAUUUCCAAUCAUUUGGUGAUUUAAAGGAAAAUGUUAGUUAUUAUUGGAAAAUUGCUAUACCUUUCAGUGUUGGGUUAUUAAUCUUGAUUACUUGGAGUUUUAUCAAG
This is a messenger RNA of Hansenula anomala, 1464 nucleotides long. RefSeq lists its product as uncharacterized. The transcript has 2 exons. Gene Ontology annotation, biological process: transmembrane transport; metal ion transport. Gene Ontology annotation, molecular function: cobalt ion transmembrane transporter activity; cobalt ion binding; magnesium ion transmembrane transporter activity. The record is from RefSeq and is a predicted model, not a curated record. The annotation marks the transcript as partial. Gene Ontology annotation, cellular component: membrane. Lineage: Eukaryota; Fungi; Ascomycota; Saccharomycetes; Phaffomycetales; Wickerhamomycetaceae.